Ceratitis capitata (Mediterranean fruit fly) is the source of this 1559-nucleotide messenger RNA. RefSeq lists its product as uncharacterized. The transcript has 6 exons. The coding region runs from base 171 to 1349 and encodes 392 amino acids. NCBI's taxonomy places the organism in Eukaryota, Metazoa, Arthropoda, Insecta, Diptera, Tephritidae. The record is from RefSeq and is a predicted model, not a curated record.
CUUUUUCACACAAACACAUACUAACCGAUUCAGAUGUGCUGCGCGCAUAUUGAACGAAUUUGUAGCACAAUUUCCUAGCGAAAGAAAAUUUUCAAGUUUGCAAACGUUUAUUUACUUUCGCUUGAACUCGAGUUGAACGCACCCAGCAUAAUUGAAAAGCAAAGAAAAAAAUGUGGAAGCAGAGUUUCUUAUUGAUCGCCUUUAUCUCCACAUCAUUUUGUGUUUCGAGAGUUGUCUCCACCGCCCAUAAAGCUUACAUGCGAGGCAGCAGCGAUGACAACAGCAAUCCGUUUGUGGCAGCGCGACAAAGACUCAAGCAACAACAACAAAAGCAAUUCCAACAGCCGCAAUACAUACAACUCAAAAACAAUUAUUUUGACGAUGAUGACAACAAUAAAAACAACAACAUGGAAUACAAUUCUUACAUACAACAACGACUACAGAACGGACUCGUAAGCUUUGGAGGGCCGAAUAAUAGAGAAAACACUUCUGGAAAGCGGAGCGGAGCACAAGAGAACGAGUCAGAGCAGCCGACAAGGACGCAGAAGUCGGAUUUCAAUGAAAUAUUCAGCGAGUAUCAGAAUGGCGCGCAAGCACAGAAGAGCAAGGGCAUUAAGAGUGAUUUGCAUGUCGAUUAUGAGGUGUCUCCAGGCGAGUCACAGCACAGCAGCAAGCAAAUGCAAAAUGAAAUUUCCAAGAUCUUUCAACAAUCCGGCAUUUUACGUCGCUCGUCCGCCUUACCCACGGAUCAGAGCACGCCCGAGAGUGCAGAUGAAGAAGAACUCGACUUGGACCUACCUUAUGGCAUACAAAAUGUACGCAAGCGCAUCGCCCGUCACAAGCCGGAUCAUUCGAAAGCUAUCACCUACCAAUCACUGUGUCCUACAAAACGUAUCGCCAUACCGCUAGAGACAACCGGCUAUGAAUAUCGUCCCAGUCACUACAUCGAAGUAACAUGCGCACACUAUACGCCUGCGCAUAAUUUUGAGUUCAGGAAGAAUCGGAUUUGUUCAGAAGCUGGCUUCUCUUGCAUCCAACUGAAUCGCACCAUACAUCUGAUUAGACGCAACAAGGCUUCGACUGACGAGUGUUGGGAAUCGGAAAUACGUAUUGUACCCUCGGGCUGUGAGUGCAUGUGGCCGAAGCAUGACAAUGGCGAUAUUGCUGCAUAUCAUGAGGCGCAGAAACGUUUCGGCGCUUAUGCGAAUGUGCAUGCAAAUGCCGAUUACGAACAGGGCGAAGGUUAUCGCCAGAUACAACCACAACAAUCCGAAUUAUUUGGUAUAAAUGGACUACGUCGUAACGAGAAUGAGGAUGGCGUUGGCUUUGAAGCCUUCGAAUACAAUUGAGUUAUUUUAUAUCGUUGACGAACUAUUUCACUGUUGGCAAUGCUGAUGGGUAAUAAUGUGUAGAAUGAAAACGGCUAAUCCGGCUAAGAGAGGCUUGAGAAGAGAAUUUACUAUAGCAAGAAGCUUGCAAAAACUAGCAUUUAGAUUAAGUUGGCAAUAAAAAUAAAAUAAUAAAAAAUCUAUUUAUUUAUAUACAUAUAUACACAUGUA